UCUACCGGUUCUACCGCCUGCGUGACCGGUACCGGACAGAAUGUUCCGCCGGCGCCCGCGUCACUUCCGGGGCCGCCGCAGGGUGCAGUCCGCCAGCAGCGAGGAGGAGCCGGGCCCCGGCGUCGAGGGGGAGGAGGAGGAGCGCGGGGGGGCCCGGCAGGCGCGGGGGGGCAGGGACCUGCUCAGCUUCGGCAGCGACGAGGAGCGAGAAGGGAGUGAAGAACAUUUCCAAGUAAAGAAACCGUCACUCAAUGCCAUCAAAUUUAACAUUCCCAAGAAGGAAAGUGUGCCUUCUGCAGAGCAAGCUGAAAGCGGAAAAGAAAUCUUCCAAUCAGAAUCUAGAGCCACUGAAAUCAAAGCUGCAUUUGAGUCAGACGAGGAGGACGAGCAGUGUUCUUCAGCAAGUGAAGAUGACUGCAAUUCAUCCACAGCUUCUGAACCUCUACCCAGCUCCCCACAGAAAAGGGAGGAUUUACCACCAGGUACUUUCCCUAGCGCAGCGUACGUUCAGGCCGCCCGAAGAAAACGUCAGCUGGCCAGGACUCAAGGAGACUAUAUUUCACUGGAUACUUCAGAUUGCCAUCAGGUUUCUCAGAGAAAGGAAAGCAGUGAUCUUGAGAGUGAAGAAGAAUCUGAUCAUGAAAGAAAACUCAGCUUUACUCCCAAAACAAAAUCUCUUAGGCAGAGGAUGGCUGAACAUAUAGUAUCUGAGAGUGGAGUAUCAAGUGGAGAUGAGGAAACUCAAAAUGAAUGGGAAGAACAGCAAAUGAAGAAGGCACUCAAACUUUCUCAGGGAAUUAAUGAGGAUGCUUUUCUGCAUAAAUCUCGAACCAUGAAGAUAAUAUUUGAUCCCUCUGUUUCACUGCCACCUGUAGACUUGGAAAUUGUAAAGAAGCGACUGACUACAAGAGUAGCAUCACUGCAGGAUAUCCACCGGGCCCAUCAGAGGGAAUAUGAAAAAUACACACAUGACAUUGAAAGCUCAAAAACAACUAUUCAAGAGUUAGAGAAGUCUUCGGACGUUGGUCAGAACUACAAAUUCUACAGGGCUAUGAAAACUUUUGUGGAAAAUUUGAUAGACUGUUUGAAUGAAAAGCUACUUCAAAUUAAUGAACUAGAAUCAGCUAUGCACAUGCUUCUCCAGCAACCAGCUGAAACACUCUUGAAACGAAGGCAAGAUGAUCUGAGAAAUGAAUCUGCUUAUAUUCAACAGCUAUCAAGUAAGAAUAGCAAAUCAACUAAUGACAGGUUGGGAGUUGAUGAAAAAACACAGCAGGAAACGCAGCUGAAAGACUAUGAGGCUCGAAGGCGAUUGAGAAGACAAGCAAGAGAGAGUUCUGGGAAAUCUGAUCACCAUGAGGGCAUGUCCAGUGACGAUGAGCUGUCUCCAGGAGAGAUGAUGGAUUUCCAGGAGAACAAAGAUAAUAUCUUACAGGAAAGUAAGGGAAUCUUUGAAGAUGUGCAAGUGGAUUUUUGCAACAUCAGAAAUAUCUUGUUGAAAUUCCAGCAAUGGAGAGAGAAGUUUCCUGAUUCCUACUACGAUGCUUACAUUAGUUUAUGUCUGCCUAAACUCUUAAAUCCACUAAUCCGACUUCAGUUAAUUAAUUGGAAUCCUGUUGAGGAGAAUUUUACAGACUUGGAAGAAAUGCCAUGGUUCAGAGAUGUAGUAGAAUUUAGUGAUGCCAAAAAUGUGUCUGAAUCAAGGAGAGAGAACGACCCCGAUCAAACAGUUUUGCCUGCAAUCGUUGAAAAAACAAUUCUUCCAAAAAUUACAGGCUUUAUAGCGCAUAUAUGGGAUCCUUUGUCAACUUCACAGACAGAGAAUUUGGUACAACUCUGCAAAAAAAUCUUUGAAGACUAUUCCCUUUCUAGAAAAGAAUCCAGUAAAACAAAGCAGGAGCUGAUGAACUCGAUUGUUUCAAGAAUGAAAAAAUCAAUAGAGGAAGAUGUCUUUAUUCCUGUGUAUCCUAAAAGUACAGUGGAAGACAGGCUAUCGCCACAUUCGAAGUUCCAAGAAAGGCAGUUUUGGUCUGCUGUAAAGUUACUAUGUAAUAUUCUUCUUUGGGAUGGGAUUGUACCAGAAGAGACUCUACAUGAACUUGGACUAAGCAAGCUGCUGAAUCGUUACCUUCUUUUAAUACUCCUUAAUGCACCAUCUGGACCAGAUAAUAUAGAAAAAUGUAACAAGGUGGUUGCGUGUUUCCCAGAAAGGUGGUUCCGAGACCUCAAGAGUGAUUCGACUCUCCCUCACUUGGUGAAUUUCAGCCAGCAUUUGUUGCAAGCUGCGCAUACCCGGUACAGAAGUAACUGCAGUGAUGAAACAAGAGAUGUGAUUCUUCUGUUGGUGAAAAUUAAUGCAUUGCAUCUUGUGGAGGACUUCAUUGAGGAAUACAAACUAGAACACCUGAAAUCCAUGAUUGGAAAGUAGAAAUGCAGCAAUUGGACUGGAAUACAACAUUUAAAAUGCCGCAGCUCACCAUGCUAAUAUUCCAUCAACGGUUCUGGUUGACUAUCAUAGAGGAUAUAUAUAAA
Messenger RNA from Alligator sinensis (Chinese alligator), 2532 nucleotides. RefSeq names its product GC-rich sequence DNA-binding factor 2 (gene GCFC2). Gene Ontology annotation, biological process: mRNA splicing, via spliceosome. NCBI's taxonomy places the organism in Eukaryota, Metazoa, Chordata, Crocodylia, Alligatoridae. The record is from RefSeq and is a predicted model, not a curated record. Gene Ontology annotation, cellular component: nucleus. Gene Ontology annotation, molecular function: DNA binding.